Molecule: messenger RNA, 1429 nt
Organism: Priapulus caudatus
Lineage: Eukaryota; Metazoa; Priapulida; Priapulimorpha; Priapulimorphida; Priapulidae
Product: 6-phosphofructo-2-kinase/fructose-2,6-bisphosphatase-like
Exons: 12
Coding region: 227-1429 (400 amino acids)
Biological process (GO): fructose metabolic process; fructose 2,6-bisphosphate metabolic process
Cellular component (GO): cytosol
Molecular function (GO): ATP binding; 6-phosphofructo-2-kinase activity; fructose-2,6-bisphosphate 2-phosphatase activity
Source: RefSeq, a predicted model, not a curated record
CAGCGGCCGACGUCGCAGUCGGCUGGAACUGCUACUCUGUACCUCUCGGACAUAUUCUGGACAAGAAAGGAGUGGCAUGUGCACGAGGGCUGCGAAGGUGUAAAUAAAGAGCCAUUCUUGUGAAACGCAUGAGAGAAAAAGAGAGUUCAGCCCGCAGCAGGGGGUAUUCGGCAGGUUUAGGGAAGAACUGCUAAGGAGGGUUGAUUCGGGAAAGACAUAUCACAUCAUGAGCGAGAAGGCAGGAAUGAUACGCCGGUACAGCGUCAUCACUAGAGGCAACGCUCCGCACCUCGUGAAGGUGCCGCACGUGAUCGCGAUGGUGGGACUGCCCGCGCGCGGCAAGACCUACAUAUCCCGCAAGCUCGCUCACUACCUCAACUGGUGCGGAGUCAACACACAGGUGUUCAACGUCGGAGAGUAUCGACGGCUGAUGUUUCACAACCAGUACGACGGUCACGACUUCUUCCGACCGGACAACCUCAAGUCGCGAGAGAUCCGAAAUGAGUUAGCGGAGAUGGCGAUGAAGGACAUGUGUACAUGGCUGCACAACGGCGGAGAAGUAGCGAUCUUUGAUGCUACGAACACGACGCGGGAGCGGCGGCAGAUGAUCAGCGACGUGGUGCAGGAGCAGCUCGGCUAUCGUCUGCUGUUCGUCGAGAGCGUCUGUGACGACCCCCUGGUGAUCGAAUCCAACAUCAAGGAAGUUAAGCUGAGCAGUCCGGACUACAAGGGGAAGGAUCCGGAUGAGUCUGUGCGGGACUUCAUGGAGCGCAUCCGGCACUACGCUGCGCAGUACGAGCAGAUCGACGAACACGAGGAUUGCGAGUACUCCUUCAUCAAGAUUUACAACGUCGGCGAGAAGUUUCUCGUUAACCGCAUCGUAGAUCACGUGAUGGCUAAGAUUGUCUACUACCUGAUGAACAUUCACAUCGUGCCGCGCACCAUCUUCCUGUCGCGGCACGGCGAGAGCGAGCUCAACACGAAGGGACGCAUAGGGGGCGACUCCGGGCUGUCCGAACGCGGCAGGGAGUACGCGUCGUUGCUGGGAGAGUUCCUGGAUGAACAGCAGAUCCCCGGGCUGACGGUGUGGACGAGCCACAUGAAGCGCACGAUAGAGAGCGCGGUGAACAUCAGCGCGCCGAAGGAGCAGUGGAAGGCACUCAACGAGAUCGACGCGGGCGUCUGUGAAGAGAUGUCUUACGAGGAAAUCCAGGAUAAAUAUCCGGAGGAGUUUGCGCUGCGGGACAUGAACAAGUUCCGCUACCGAUAUCCAGCCGGAGAGUCGUACGAGGAUCUCGUCACGCGACUCGAGCCGGUGAUCAUGGAGCUCGAACGACAAGAGAACGUGCUGGUGAUCGGACACCAGGCGGUGCUGCGGUGCCUUCUAGCGUACUUCUUGGACAAGAAUUACGACGAACUGCCAUCUUAA